CGGAACUCUAACCGCACUUAUGUAGAAGAAGGGGUGGUGCUAUGGGGCUGUAAUAGAGACAGAAUCUUUGCUCUAAAGCUCAGUUCAGUAACGAUGAGUAACACUCGACACUCACUAAAAUGCCACGAUCUAACAACCAUCUGGGAUAAGGCGCAACAAACAUGCAUCCCGUGUGCGAAACCCCUAUAAAGCCAGGUCAUGAAAUUACCCCCAACUGUGGGUUUGAUGAUGACGGAGGGCGACACGAGGCAACAACAAAACCGUGCAAGACAAACACUUUUAACAAUGGCAGCAGCUUCCACUGCACACUCUGUAGCCUGUGUCAGUUUCAGACUGAGAGACCUUGCAACACAACAGCUGACACCGUUUGCGGCAAGGUGCCUGUUACGCAAAGAAUCCCGACAACAGAUUUCCCUGUCACAACUCUGGCAUAUCAAGGACCUAACUUGACACCAACCUCACCACCAUCACGUUCUCACAAUGUGUCAUGGGCAGCCUGGGCAGUACCAUUAGCCAUUUUAAUUUCCAUUGUGCUCGUUGCCUUGUCUGCUUAUGUGUUUGGUCUCAAACGGAAAAGAGCAAAGGCUUUUUGCAGGCAACCCUCAUAUAUAAAUGACGGAUUCGCCCCCCUGACAGGUUCAUCUAAUGGCAGUGACGUAGAGGAGAUACUUUGUGCAGACAUCCUGUCUGCACCUCUACAGUCCGUGCUGGACAACUUGGAUGUUUUGGAAGAGCUGGUGAUUUUGCUGGAUCCAGAAAGCCAUGUAAGAAAGAGCACAAAACAUCUGGCGUCGCACUGCGCCUUCCCCUCCACCUGGAUUACUUACACCUACUCUAUGAAGGACAGCAAAAGCCCCCUAAAAGCUGUGCUGGAGGGGGUGACCUGCAAGAACCCCGACUGGACUGUAGGGCACCUGGCUAAACUGCUCAAACACAUGGAGCGCAAUGACGCCAUAGCUGCUCUUGCAAAACUUAAAACAAAUAAGACUGAAGUGUAGCGACUGUUUAGCCCGACUCCCAAAAAGGCUGCUACGAGCACGGAGAGAAGCGGAGCGAUAAAAGGCAUGCCUUAUGCGUCCAAGUUGAUGACGGGGGAAGUCAAGCAUUCCAUAAAAAAAUUAAAUAGUUUCUUCCAUAUUUGCAGCUUCAUUUGUUAUUACGUUUGAAUAAUUAAUGUAUUAUUACCUACCUCCUGGAAAACAUUUAACCUCGACUGCUGUAUCCCAGAUAAACUGCUUAACACGUGCAUGAAGGACAAAGCACAGAAUCAGAAUUUUAGCCAGGCUUUAUCUUUACCCAUCCAGCUAACGAGAUGCCUUUUCCUCCAGUGAACUCAACCAAAAUUCCACAGUUCCUGUUUUCCCCACCAUCAUAUUUACCGCGAUAGUAUUCUUGUCAAAAUAGAACAAAUGAGUAAUGUUUUUUUAAAUGUUAAUCUGUUUCCAAUUGUUGUUGCCUUUAUAAUACUAUUGACCUAUGCAAAUAAAAUCAUUCAAUCAGUCAUUUCAUCAAACAUCUUAACAUCUUUAUUAAGCAAAUAACAUUAUAAAUAAAAAAAGUGCAUAGAAAAAUUAAACAGGUUUAGAAAUAUGUAUACAAAUAUUUACAAACUCAGGGUUUAUUUGUACAUGGUAACAAAGACGUAAAUUUAAAGAGCACAUAUUUUCUCAUUUUGAUGUCUUUUACACUUACGUUAAAAUAACCCUACUAUAUAUAUAUUUAUAUGUAUAUUUAUAUAUAUGUGUAUAUAGAACAUACAGCUUUCUUAACAGAUUCUGGGCGAGAUGGUCAUGAUAACUUCAGGUUUUGACUAGUGCCUUGCAUCCUUCAUGGCACGCACGCACGCACACAUACAUAGAAAUGACAAACAUUUCCAAAUACACACACACACACACACACACACACACACACCUGGAUAUUAAAACCAAGCUAUUUUUUUUUUUAAAUCAUCAUCCUCUCUUUUUGCAUCAGUAUUCCCAAACAUCUGUCUAAACAGCUGAGGUAGAAUCCUUGCAAGGAGUUGGGAGUGACUCUGCUCUUGUUAUCAGCUAGGUGAUUGACACAAGUUAACCUGGGCUCCAUCCCAGUGAUUGGACAUGCAAGGUGGGGGGAGGGGUGGGUGGGUGAUAAAAGACAAAACAUGACAUAAUUUUGGAAAACAUAAUUAUGGGCUUGAGUAGGCAAACAGUGCUCACUUUACUCCUGUGGCUGAUUCUAAGACCAUCAGUAAUCUACAUUAAAAAAAAAAUAAAAGUAAAAUAAAAUAAAGAUUCUUUAAAAAUACCUGCUUUAGAA
Haplochromis burtoni (Burton's mouthbrooder) is the source of this 2295-nucleotide messenger RNA. It is a transcript of the gene igflr1, whose product is annotated as IGF-like family receptor 1. The record is from RefSeq and is a predicted model, not a curated record. Bases 162 to 998 code for a protein of 278 amino acids. Gene Ontology annotation, molecular function: protein binding. The transcript is spliced from 7 exons. Lineage: Eukaryota; Metazoa; Chordata; Actinopteri; Cichliformes; Cichlidae.